Molecule: messenger RNA, 1855 nt
Organism: Papilio polytes (common Mormon)
Lineage: Eukaryota; Metazoa; Arthropoda; Insecta; Lepidoptera; Papilionidae
Product: CD109 antigen-like
Exons: 11
Coding region: 296-1855 (519 amino acids)
Molecular function (GO): endopeptidase inhibitor activity
Source: RefSeq, a predicted model, not a curated record
CGCGGCCCCCACCAGCCAGCCAGCAGCGCGUGCGCCGGCGCAGGGCCGUCAGUUUUACUGCACCUCGCGCCUUCAUCGUGCGCCUCUAUGUCGUGCACAAAUGCACACGAAACGAAACCUCUCUGUGAUAUAGUGUUAAGUUUACUUUAAAAACUUAGAAAAUUUAAGUGUGUUCAUCAAGUAUUUUUAAAAUAGUGCUAUGUUGUAAACAGUUUAACCUACUUCUGUGUGAAUAUACAAAGACCUCUCCAACACAAUAACACUGUGGCGAUAAAUUUUAAUACUUUCUACUACAAUGUCACAAACAAUUACGGUGUACUGCUUCUUCUUCAUCUUGACCACAUCGGGCUUCGUAACAUGUUUAUCAGUGGUGGGUCCACGCGUGCUGAGGCCGCACAUGUCGUACAAAGUGUCGAUAGCGGGCAGCUCUCGUGCGCAUAACCUGUACGUGGCGGUGGAGCGGGAAGGCGGCCCCUUCAGCCAGGGCCGAGAGGUGCAAGUACCAGCAGCUACGUCCAGGCUUGUAGAACUUGAUAUCGGCGACCCAGGCCCGGGUCGGUACCGUCUUGUGGCGCGGUCUACCUCAGGUCCUCAGUUCGCUUCCUCCGCACCUCUGCUCUACCAGCCGCGCAGUUUCUGCGUCUUCGUGCAGACAGACAAGCGCGUCUACCAACCAGAGGACACCAUUAACUUUAGAGUUAUCGCAUUAGAUAAGUAUUUGUUGCCGCUGAACACAUCUGUGGACGUAAGCAUCCUAGAUGCGGGCGGCGCGGCGAUCCGCGAGUGGGCAGCCGCGCCGCUCGACCGAGGACUGUUCGCCGACGCCCUCCCGCUCGCCGACCAGCCCGCGCUGGGCGAGUGGACUAUCCAGGUGGAGGUGCGUGGUCAGAAGUAUUCGCAGCGCAUCCUGGUGGCAGACUACGUACUGCCGAAGUUCCAGAUGGAAAUGAAAAUGCCCAAGGAGAUACUCUUCAGUUAUGGAAGUUUCAACAUCAAUGUUACUGCUAAGCAUUUCAAUGGGUUGCCAGUACAAGGAGAGCUGACCAUAUCCGCUUACGCAGUUUUCUUCUCCGGAGUACUCCAGCCGGUGUUUUCAACGCCCGCAAGGAAAGUGGUAGACUUCAACGGACAAGCCGACGUCACUUACGACCUCAAAACUGACCUCGACCUCGCAGAAGACGCUGCCAGGCCUUUGGUGGUGGAGGCUGUACUCGAAGAAAAAGAUACUUUAAUACGACAAAACAUUUCAUCGAGAAUACUUCUUUUGCGAACGCCAUAUCGUCUGAAAGUAACCGCGCCAGAUUACUUUAAACCGCAACUGCCGUACAUCGUUCAGAUGGAGGUGGUGAACUCGAGUGGGCUGGUGAUCGACACGGACGGCGAGGUGAUGGUGGAGCAGCUGUGGGACGACGGCGCGCGCGCCAACCGCACCACCCUGCCCUGCCGCAGGGGACUGGCCACAUACGAGACGGUGCCCGAUGCGGCACACAACAACUCCACCAUGAAUUUAGUGAUAAAAUACAAGGAGGUGACGGAGCGCGUGGUGAACGUGGUGAGCGAGUCCGCGGGCGGCGCCGCGCUGAGCGUGCAGCUGCUGAGCGCGGCGGGCGGCGAGCUGCGCGCGCGCAUCGCCGCCACCGAGCCCCUGCAGCUGCUGCACUACGCGCUCGUCGCCCGCGGGGACAUCGCGCUGGCUGAGACACUCGAGCUGAGCGCGGGGCGGCGCAGCGUGGAGGUGGUGGUGCCGCCAGCCGAGCAGCGCGCCCGCCUGCCCACCGACACUCGCAAUAUUCCUCACAGCGCUGCUCCUGAUGCGGUAGACAUUAUCGACGACUUAUCUUCGUUAGCAGAUUGA